CAGCAGCACCGCUAUAAAACUAGAGCAUCCCAUCGUCGCAGCCACAUUAGGCUUCAAUCAGCAAGACUUUUCACACCAGGAGGGGCAUGAAACUGUCAUAACAAGACUUUCGACAAAUCCAAGAGUUCCAACAUGACAAAGUCUUACACCGAGGAAAGCAUGAUGCUUGAGUCUCAAACCACCGCAAACUGGACGGACAAGUGUCACAGCGGCUCCCAAGACGAGCAAGACGUGGAGAAGGAAAACGGGGAGCACGAGGCCAUGCACAAAGAUGAGGAGGACGACGACGACGAGAUGGGGCUCAGACUCGAAGAUGAGGAUGACGAGGACGAAGAGGAAGAGGAGGAAGACGGCGAUGACACAAAGCCGAAAAGACGCGGACCCAAGAAGAAGAAGAUGACCAAAGCGCGGGUGCAGAGGUUCAAGAUGAGGCGCAUGAAGGCAAACGCGCGGGAGAGAAACCGCAUGCACGGGCUCAACGACGCGCUCGAGAGCCUGCGCAAAGUUGUGCCGUGCUACUCCAAAACGCAGAAGCUCUCCAAGAUCGAAACGCUGCGAUUGGCCAAAAAUUACAUUUGGGCUCUUUCGGAAAUCCUGAGGUCGGGCAAAAGUCCAGAUUUGAUGUCUUUCGUGCAGGCCUUGUGCAAGGGCUUGUCCCAGCCGACGACCAAUUUGGUUGCGGGGUGUCUCCAACUGAAUCCCAGAACUUUUUUGCCCGAGCAGAGCCAGGAGAUGCCCCCUCAUAUGCAAACAGCAAGUGCUUCCUUUUCCGCUCUUCCCUACUCUUACCAAACGCCUGGUCUUCCCAGCCCUCCUUACGGUACAAUGGACAGCUCUCACAUCUUUCACGUAAAGCCGCACGCGUACGGGAGCGCGCUGGAGCCGUUUUUCGAAACUGCGCUCACGGACUGCACUAGUCCCUCAUUCGAUGGACCGCUUAGCCCACCUUUGAGCGUCAACGGGAACUUUUCCUUCAAACACGAGCCUUCCUCGGAUUUCGAGAAGAACUACGCCUUUACCAUGCACUAUCAGGCGGCGGGCUUGGCGGGAGCGCAGGGACACGCGUCUCUUUACGCGGGCUCUACGCAACGCUGUGAUAUACAGAUGGAAAACAUUAUGUCGUAUGAGGGUCACUCUCAUCACGAGAGGGUCAUGAACGCUCAACUGAACGCGAUAUUUCACGAUUCGUGAUUCUAAUGAACACUUGUCAGACUUUGUCAAUACUGCUCGCCAUGGUAUUCUGUUAUCGCCGAUGCAAAAAGAGCAACAACAUUAUAUGCUUAAUCUUAUGUACGUAUUUAUUGUUGUUACUGCCUUUAGGAGAAAAGAGAAUUUAUGUAUUCUCGUUCACCUUAUGUAUUAUACUCUAUAGCGCUUCUACGUUGCGGUCACAGGUGGGAAUAGGUGUGACCAUUCAUAAGAAUGUGUUACUGAUCCAUGCUACAAAAUCACAAGCAAUAAUUUGGAAACUAUGCAAUUUUUAAUCUAAUACUGGGCCAAUUAUAGAAAUGAAUAGAGACUGCUAUAUUUUUCAACCUACAUUGUACUACUUAUCUAUCCCAUACUGAAUUAUUUUGUUGUGAUUUUGUAUUGAAUUGUUAAUUUUUAUAAAGUCAAAUCCCUGCAUCGUUCCAUGCGACCCCCCAUGUCAAUGUUUUAUAAAAACGGAUUUAUCUCUUGUUUAUAAAAAACAGUGAUCAUAGUAAUAACGAAAAGGUAUAGCCAGCAGGCAAGUGCUUAAAAAAUCUGUAACGUUGCCUUAGCAAAUUUCUACUGUAAAAUCAUGCAGAGUUGCACAAUUCCGAUCCUCUGAAUCCAAGUUAUGUUCAACAAUCAAUGUAUUAUUUCAGUGAUGGACAAUGUUGAAUUGCUUGAGUGCUGGGAAAAUAUGUCGGUGUAAGAAGAGUCUCGGUAUUGUACAUAAAAGCUUGACUAUCACCAUUUAAAUUCACCCUGUGUAAAGCUGAAUGAGGGGCCUGUCUUUCUAAAAUGGAAAUAAAUAAAUAAUGGACUGAAUC
This is a messenger RNA of Xyrauchen texanus (razorback sucker), 2018 nucleotides long. It is a transcript of the gene neurod1, whose product is annotated as neuronal differentiation 1. Gene Ontology annotation, molecular function: protein dimerization activity. The record is from RefSeq and is a predicted model, not a curated record. The coding region runs from base 133 to 1191 and encodes 352 amino acids. The transcript is spliced from 2 exons. Lineage: Eukaryota; Metazoa; Chordata; Actinopteri; Cypriniformes; Catostomidae. Gene Ontology annotation, biological process: nervous system development; regulation of DNA-templated transcription.